Rhizoctonia solani is the source of this 1344-nucleotide messenger RNA. Its product is annotated as Retrovirus-related Pol polyprotein from transposon TNT 1-94. The transcript has 3 exons. NCBI's taxonomy places the organism in Eukaryota, Fungi, Basidiomycota, Agaricomycetes, Cantharellales, Ceratobasidiaceae. Bases 1 to 1344 code for a protein of 447 amino acids. The record is from RefSeq and is a predicted model, not a curated record.
AUGCUGCUUGAGUCAAACGCCCCAAAGUUCCUUUGGAGCAAGGCCAUAGCAUACGCGUGCUACCUAAAGAAUUGCGUGCCUACGCAAGUGCACAGAACAUUCUGGAAAACGCCCUACAAAGCCUUCUGGGGCAUUAAACCCAAUGUUAAUACGCUCCGUCCUUGGGGAAGUAAGUGCUACGUACUAAAUCAAGGUGGAGACUUGUCUAAGCUUGACCCUAAGACAACGACUGCAAUAUUUGUGGGCAUAUCAGACGUCCAAGGAAAGAGCUGGUGGUACUACAAGUCAGGAUCAAACCGCAUAUUGCACUCGCAAAAUGUCACCUUUCCAAGUCAUGCACAAAUUGAAGAAGUUGAUAACGGCAAACCCAAACCAGGAGAAUUGGUUGCUCCGCCCGCUGAGGGGGAGAUGACGCAAGCUAACAGCGCUGCGCAACAACCAAUAGAAAAUACUAGAACAGGGGGAGCGCAUGUAGAUAGUGAAGAAAUAAAAAUUAAAAAAUUAGAACAUAUGGGUAUAAAAACCAAACCGCUGAGCAACAAAUCAACAUCCAACAAACCAACUCAACUUGUUCAGCAAUCACUCAAUCAACCUGUUGUUCCCAAACCUACCACUGUUUGCAACAAUCCUGUUAUGCGCACUGGUAACGUCUCAACCGGAGCCCAAACCCACAGUAGGAAUCCUAACCCUACUCACAUCUCACUCCAACAAGAACGUGGCGGAGUCAGGAUUAAACUCCCCGACAAUGUUGCAACAGACCUCCCCAAUGCCGCAAGCAUGCACUCCAACAGCUCCAAUGUUGAUCUUGAUGCAUAUACCUUCUCCACCAACACCUCCUCCAUACUCUCCGCCCCUACCAUCCCGUCCAAGCUUGCCUACCUGCUGGCAACCCUGCCAGCAACCAAACUGGACACGUCCUUAUCCAACUUGCUCAACAAUCAAUUCAGCUACCUCAACCUAUCCAAAUUGACUUCAACCAAAUUGGAUAACACCCUGGCAACGCCCGGGGAUGUGGAACACAAAUGGGCCUAUGCCGCCAAGCUAUCCGCGCCCAACAACCACCCAACCGUUGCGGAAGCGCUUGCUGGACCGGACGCAGAGGAAUGGCAAAAAGCCAUGGCAAAGGAGGUUAGUACAUUCAAGAAAAUGGAUACAUACAAUCUCACCAAUCUACCACCCGGCCACAAGGCAAUUGGAAACGCAUGGGUAUUCACACUCAAGCGUAACGCCAAUGGCACACCAGCCCGCUACAAGGGACAACUAGUAGCCCAAGGCUUUAGCCAACAACCUGGUAUUGACUUUGAUGAGACGUUUGCACCUGUAGUACGUCUUGACUCAAUAUGA